UUUUCCUGACGUGGAAGUGCGACGAGUUGCUGUAAGUUGGGUGCAGAACAUGGGAAGUGAUGAACUUGUUGACUACUUGCCUCAACUUGUUCAAGCGUUGAAACAUGAGACAUGGGAAGCCUCCCCCUUAGCUCGGUUUUUGCUUGAACGCUCUCUCACGUCUCCUCGUGUCGCACAUCAUCUCUAUUGGUUGUUGAUGCAAUCUCUGCCAGGACAGUGUCCUCAGAAUUCAUCUGAAGUGAGUAUUGUUGAUGAUGCUGGCCUUGGAGAAGCUCGUUACCAUAGACGUCUGCAGUUGAUGCUUCGAGCUCUUCUAGCAAUUUCUGGUGAAGCCUUGCGACAAAGGUUUCUUUCUCAACAACUUCUUGUA
This is a messenger RNA of Gryllus bimaculatus (two-spotted cricket), 370 nucleotides long. Lineage: Eukaryota; Metazoa; Arthropoda; Insecta; Orthoptera; Gryllidae. The record is from the annotation of a GenBank genome assembly.